GCGCCCGGCUGGUGUACUGCUCUGCGGGGAGGUCGCUCGGAAUCAGCAUGGCGGUGCGGGAGGAAGGGGAGUGCGGUGGGGCCGUCAUCUGUUAAACAGCUGGAGCUUGAUUAUACCGAUCCCCCGCGGAAGUCAUAUACGUGUUUGUCUGGGGCAAGUUUCAGUCAUAUCUGUUGUUGUUUAUUAUCCUGUAACCAAGCGAAAGGCCCCCGGAAUUAAAUGCAACCUGCCCCAUCAGGGGAGAGAUAAGUCCCGAGGAUGCCGCCGGGGUUCCCACUUACUCCCUAGCCCCUCCAGGAAUCUCUCUGUUUGCCGGUGACUGUGCAUCUCCCACCUGUCAGAUUGCUCCUACUCAGUGACCUGCGCUCCUGCCCGGGGCGUUACCAUAACCGCCCCUCUAUACCUGCUAUAGACCUACUACCAGGGCAUGGGGAUUGGCAGCAGGGGCGCCACCUGGAUGUGAUCCAGGCUACACCCACUAUCUACCUGGUGCAAGUAGGAAGUAAAUCUGAAAAUAAUAAUAAUAAACCACAUUUUCUUACUCAUUGGUUGACCUGUGUACCUACAGAAGGCUUUUCCAAGAGGGAAUUCUACCUUGAUGAAUGACUUGGGCAAGGAAAUGUUCAUUUCAUGGCUGCUCCUAAUGAUGGAUUAUAAGUAGUACCUUGGAUGAGAGAAGAACUUAAAGUACAAGGUGUUUUAAGUGGUGUUUUUUUUGGGGACCAGUAUGGGGAAUUGGCCAAGGAACUGGACGGAUAGUUUACUACAGACUGACCCAGAGUCCUGUUAGCUGAUGUGUGUUAUGUAUAGGUAAUACAUUUAACAGUGCCAAGGUCUUGGCAAUAAGUAGCUGCCUGCAGAGGCCAGGAUCAGGGAGGAUUUUUUCCCCUUCAUUCCUGUUUUGGAGUAAACCUCCUUAAGCUGUCCCAGAUGCCUUCAGCUUUGGCGAUUUUCACCUGCCGCCCAAAUUCUCACCCUUUCCAGGAGCGACAUGUCUACCUGGACGAGCCGGUCAAGAUUGGGCGCUCAGUGGCACGCUGUCGCCCUGCACAGAACAAUGCCACCUUUGACUGUAAAGUGCUGUCCAGAAAUCAUGCCCUUGUUUGGUUCGACCACAAGACUUGCAAGUUCUACCUGCAAGACACUAAGAGCAGUAAUGGUACCUUCAUAAACAGCCAGAGGUUGAGUCGUGGGUCAGAAGAAAGUCCACCCUGUGAGAUUCUCUCUGGUGACAUCAUCCAGUUUGGGGUGGAUGUGACGGAGAAUACACGGAAAGUGACCCAUGGUUGUAUAGUGUCUACAGUAAAACUCUUCUUACCAGAUGGCUUGGAGACCAGGCGGCGAUCAGAUGUGAUCCAAGCUCCACUAGCCAGUCCGGUUGACAAGGUCGCUGCUCACACCCCCAGUAUGUACUCUCAGGAACUCUUCCAACUGUCUCAGUAUCUACAGGAGGCCUUACAUCGGGAACAGAUGUUGGAACAAAAACUUGCCACUCUUCAGCGGUUACUAGCCAAUACACAGGAAGCUUCAGAUACUAGUUGGCAGGCUCUAAUAGAUGAAGAUCGACUGUUAUCACGCUUAGAGGUAAUGGGGAACCAGUUGCAAGCUUAUUCAAAAAAUCAAACAGAUGACGGCAUUCGGAAAGAAUUGAUAGCUUUGCAAGAAGACAAACACAAUUAUGAAACAACAGCCAAAGAGUCCCUGAGGCGGGUCCUUCAGGAGAAAAUCGAGGUGGUGCGGAAGCUGUCAGAAGUAGAGAGAAGUCUUAGCAAUACAGAAGAUGAAUGUACCCAUCUUAAAGAACUAAACGAAAGGACUCAAGAAGAAUUACGUGAAUUGGCCAACAAGUAUAACGCAGCUGUAAAUGAAAUUAAAGAUCUCUCUGACAAACUCAAGGCAGCGGAAGGACGGCAGGAAGAAAUCCAGCAGAAAGGCCUAGCAGAAAAGAAGGAAUUACAACAGCGAAUUGAUGAGAUGGAAGAGAAGGAGCAGGAACUUCAAGCCAAAAUCGAGGCCUUGCAAGCCGACAAUGAUUUUACCAACGAACGUCUUUCUGCCUUACAAGUACGGUUAGAACAUCUUCAGGAGAAAACACUUAAGGAACACAGCAGCUUAGGCAUUCAAGUUGAUGACUUCAUACCUAAAAUCAACGGCAAUGCAGACAAAGACAAGCUUAUAGACGAAGAACACCUGACGAACGCGAAGCAAGAAACGCUGCAUAUAAAAGAGAGUCCGGCAGACAUCAAAGAUUCAGAUCUAUCCGACACGCUCAGUCCUAGUAAAGAAAAGAGCAGUGACGAAACUACAGACGGCCAAAUGGAUGAGCAGGAGUUAAAUGAAUCCAUUAACAAAAAUGCUUUGUUAAAAGAUGAGAUGCACCAUGUGCAGACUGGGGCUAAUGAAGCAAGACUUGAUAUCCAGCACCUCCACAAGGAACUGUUAGAUGCCCAAGAACUGGCAAAGACAAGUAAACACAAAUGUAUAGAGCUGCAAGCACUUUUGGAGGAAGAGAAAAAGUCCAAAAGACUGCAAGUCGAGGAAUCCACUAAACAGAUACAGCAUCUUCAAGCUCAACUACACAGGUUACAGAAUGAAAUAGAGAUCUUACGUGAACAAAAAGAAAGUGAAAUCUCCAGUACGCGUGAAGAACUGUCAAAUGCUCAAGAAGAGAUUGCCCUACUCAAGCAAGUAACUGAGCGGGUGACCACUGAACGGGACAACGAAAUAUCUGAGCUUCAGGGUGAACUGCAGGAGGUGCGCUUUGAACUUGAACAUUGGCGCAAGACUGCAUCUCACUAUGAAAAAGAAAUUAGCAAUUUGCAGGCCAGCUUCCAGGCUCAGUGCAAAGAACGGGAGGACCUGGAAAAUAAAGAAUCUGCUAAGUGGCAAGCUGAGUUGGAAGAGCUACGACAGAAUGUCAGUUCCUUGAAAGCUGACUGCCUUUCUCUGCAAAAAGAAAAUACUGUGUUAGGUGAAGAAUGCCAGAGAACGGAGAGAGAACUUUGCAGUACACAAAAGCAGUCACUAGACCUCACCAGUAACCUCAAUGUUCUUGAAAUCACGAGAAAAGAGCUUGAAAGCCAAAUGGGAUCCUUGAAAGAACAGAAUCAGCAGGAGGCAGCUAACUUGAAGGCCCAACUUAAAGAAGCAGAAAAGCGAGUAAACACUGUUCAGGAAGAGUUUGAGAGCACCCAAGCUAAACUAAUUGAGUUGAGGGGGACGUUUGAAAAGACUGAGCAAGAAAAACAGACAAUAACGGAGGAGCUAAAACAAUGUAAAGACAACCUGAAGCUGCUGCAGGAUAAAGGAAGUAACCCUUCCGUAUUCCUACCCGUCCCAGCCGUAUUCUUCGGCCUAGUCCUGGCUUUCCUGUAUUGGUGUUACGGCCUGUUGUGGUAGAUUAAGAAACAGUGGCCUUGGAUGUCUGUAGUGGCAGCAUUGGUUGCCGUGACUGCAGUAAUUCUGUAUCCCGGCCUUACCAGAGGUGCGCCGUGAAAACUGCUCUUCAAGCCAUGAACCGUCCUUUAUUGAAGCUGGCAUUGCUCACUUUUUUUUGGAGAACACACAAAAAAACAGAUCCUUAAUCUUCCUUUUUACCUCUUUGAAACCACAAAACUCUGAACUGAGUACUGCAGUAGGGCCGUUGCUUUAAACUGUAAUAUAUGUAUUUGUUUAACAGGGAAUAAACGUGUGAUUGUAGGCAGCACUUUGCUUGCAACUUUUCAUGUAAUUUUAAAUCUAGUUUUCGUGGGAUUUGAAAUACUGUUCUAGUGGCCUCAAGUGGGCUUCUUGGUACCAAAUUAUUUAUGAUGGUUGAGUUUGUGGCUGUUUAACAUAGAAUCUCAUUGUAAAGAUUUCCAUGAACAUCUGUUGUAUAAUUGGGAUACAUAUGCCAAAAAAACAAAUUUGAAGAAAGGCGCACACAGUCUUCGGGCUGCCAAGUCCUUCCGUUUGGAGUCUAAUCCGGUAAACAUGUCCGCUGCGUCAUGGAGCUGUCCGGUACAAGCUCGUUUUAAAGAGACAACUUCUCUUUCCAUAGCCUUUAAUAGGAACGCAGUAUGGGUUUCAUUUUAGCUGUCUGCAUUAAGGGUUUUAUGUAUGUUGUAUUUAAUUCAUAUAUACAGUACCUGUACCGUCAUCAGAAACUUGUGUAUUUGUAUUAUAGUGUAUUAAAUAUAUCCCUAGUUCUAUAAAUGAAAUUCAGUCGCACACAGAUGCAAUCAAAUAUUUUAGUUUGUAUGUAAUAUAUAUUAUACUGCAUUUUUUCCAGUAGGUUUUGGGAGGAUAUAAACUUUGCAAUAAUACUUCUCAUCUAUAUCGCCUGAUGUUAAUGGGCAUCUCUUUAUUAAAUCAUCAGAGGCGAAAGAAUGAUUCUCUUUAUAUAAGCUUUCAUUGGAAAACCGGAUUUAUGGAGAUUUUGGACAGUGCUAAACUACUGUAAAGCCAAGAAUGUAUCAGUUCUGUACUUCCUGCUAAAUGCUUAUUGGCUGAUAGGCACUUCCUUCCAAACGCUCAUUGGCUUGUAGAUACAUCAGUGACUAUCAGCAGGAAAGACACAACUCAUACUGCUGGUUUAGGUGCAGUUAAAUUUAAACAACUUUGAUCUCAGUUUGUUUAAAUGCUGCUUGUUCUUAUACCUGAUGGAACAUUUUUGAGUGCAACAUCCCUCUAAAUAAUUGCAAACUAAUGUGCUGGCUUAUCAAGAGUCAGACAGGCAUCCAUCAGAUAAGGGUAAUGUAUAAAAAUGGGUUAGGGGUUGCUCUGUGUUGAGAUUUUGACAAUAUUAUUAAUCUGUAAUUUGAAAAAAGAAUGUUCCUACCAAAUAUGCAGAAUUGUUAGUUUGUUUGUUGGUUCUUGGAUGCACCCAUUAAUCUGAGUACAGAUGGCUAUCUAUUAAGUAAUUUCUCAAUAAAUCUAUUUAUUUAUAUCUUAUUGAUAACAGAAUAGACCCAGGGCUAGUGACCUGACCAGUAAGGGUAGUGUUUGCAGGCAAGAGCCUGUGCAAUACAUUAUAAAAUGUUUCAGUAUUUUUGUUGCUUUUUAUUAAUACUUAUACAAGAAUAGAUGAAACACUACUUUCUAUGUACAUAUGCAUAUAUUAUAUAAAAAAGCCACUGAAAGCUGAAGCAUGUUGUUAUGUAUUGCAAUCUGUAUUAUUUAGUUUUUAGCAAUGAAUUUCAAAUAUUAUCAGCCUACCAUAAUUAAUAAUCUAAUACUGGCUAGAGUUCCGUGUUACUUUAGUCAUCAUUCACUAAAGGAAUGGUGCCUUUGCUUAUCUUGUGUGCAUCACAAUAUGUGCCUGUGUUUCUCAUCUAGUGUUUUAGAAGAGGCACGUCCAACUUUUAUUUGGGGGGGGGGGGUUCCACAAAGACAAUAAAAAAUAAAUAUACUCACAAAACCAAAAACAUACCCAUUAGAAAGAUAUGUAGGACCAUUUAAGUUUGUAAUGGAGAGAUAGACAAACAAUGGAGUCCAAUUAAAAUGAACCCAAGGGCUGCGUUGUGGCCAACGGCUUUUGGUUGGACAUUCGUCUUCUAGAACCUCUGAGGCACCAUUUAGAAUAUCCCUGCUUGGCUUUAUCAGUGUAUCAAUCACUGUAGUUGACUAACUUGUGAUGGAGAUGGGAAAAUUCAUACAAUAAUGCCCUGUUGAGGUUUUUAGAUAACGGCUAACAAAUGUUGAUAAAGUUUUCCAAGAAAGUAAUUAAUGGAAAAAAACUAUCUAAUGCCCCAAAAAUGUUUAUAGUGAUAAUUCUACAACUUUCUGGUUCACCCGUUACUAUGGCACCAAAAGCUCUGUGUUAAAAGUGUAUACAUCGGAACUAGCGUUUAUCCUGGCCUUCUUUGUCACCACACAAGUAAUAUGCUGUACAUAAUGCCAGAGUAUAGCUUUGCGUGUGAUAGAUUUGAUUUAAACCAUGGAAAACCAAGGAAUAUUUUGUUUAAAUUUAUCCUAUAAACAUAUAUUUUUUAAAAAAACACAAUUAUUUUGCGUUAGUUCCAGUUUCUCGUUUUCCCACUCUCUGGUUUUAAAUGAUCAUCACACAUUUUAAGAGUUGCCUUUGUAUGUAAUAGUAAUGCACAAUUCAGAAGUGUAUAGUUAAUGAAUUCUAUAAUUAUGAAAUAGAUUAAAAAUUCUAAGAAGUGUGAAAUUGGUGGUUUCAAUUCCGAACUGAGCGGUGCCACACCAAGAUAAAACUAGGCUGGUAUUUUAUCUCACUACAUUUCGUACAUUGUGUUUGCGGUGUAAUUCUUGUGUGGCACUGGACUCCAGAGAAUUGGAUACCAUAUUUAUAAUAUGUGCCAGAAAAGCAGUGCAGUGUGUUGCCUUCAUCUUAAUACUGUACAACUGCAGCUUUAAUGAAGGUCUAAAAUAGAUAAUUCUGUAUGAAAAUUUACAUAGGAUUUUAUAUUUUAAUACGCCUGGUGAGGUGUAGGGGAGAGGUCUUUAGAUAGAUGUUUAUGUAAAUUCUGGUUUUGCUUGUGGGAGGAUGUUUAAUCGUUGGACAACUUACGAAUACGAGAAAAUAACCUGCAGCCUGUUCUUCAUCAUUUUCAUCUCUUCAUCAUUUUCAUCACGCCACCACCCAACCACAACACUCGUAUGCCAGUGGUACUUAGUACCUCUUGUAUAUAGAUUAUUGCAAAUAUUGUUCUGAGAUGCUAAACUUCAGAAUUACAUUUUUUAAGUAAAUAAUUGUUUUAAAUCUAUUUUGUAAAAAUAUAAAAAAGUUCCAUAGAAUUUCUGGAGCACAGAUUAAACUAUUUGCACUAACAAAUGUGAUGUGCAUGAUUUAAUAAAUAACUUUACUCUCA
Molecule: messenger RNA, 6815 nt
Organism: Bombina bombina (fire-bellied toad)
Lineage: Eukaryota; Metazoa; Chordata; Amphibia; Anura; Bombinatoridae
Gene: SLMAP
Product: sarcolemma associated protein
Exons: 23
Coding region: 931-3399 (822 amino acids)
Biological process (GO): protein localization to plasma membrane; regulation of membrane depolarization during cardiac muscle cell action potential; regulation of voltage-gated sodium channel activity
Molecular function (GO): protein binding
Source: RefSeq, a predicted model, not a curated record